AUGGCCAACGGCCUCGUGCCGGCAGCCGACUUCGAGGCCGCGAUUGCGCAUCUCGCACUGCAGUCGUCGUUCGCGCCGUCCAGCUCAUGUGCUACGCAGGCUUCACGGUCAGCAGCCGCGCCGAGCAAGAGCAGUGCAGCGCGCCCUGCAGCGAGCGGCUCGCGUGCAAGCAUAGACUGUCUUGGACCAACGCUUCCCACCGAGCUGCUGCUCCUCGUCGCCUCGCAUCUCGGCACGUCAAGCGACCACCACGCAUGGCGUGCAUCUACCUCGAGCGAUGCUGAAGCCUACAGGACGCUGCUCAGCCUCUCAGCCUCGUCGUGCGCCUUACACAAGCUGCUUGCGCCACAGGUAUGGCCGCGCGUGGUGCUCGAGCACCCGCUGCGCCUCUCGACGCUGCUCUGGGUGCUCUCGUACUACUCGCGCAUGCCGCAAGGUCGCCUGCGAAAUCCUGCAGCGCACAUCCGAUCUCUUGCCCUGCGCUACCCACGACAUCUGCCCGCAGUGAACCAGACGGCGCUGCGGGCUCUGCUCAGCGUCUGUGCGCCCGAGCGCUUCGUGCAGCUCGAGUGGGAGGCCGAGGAGGAGCCAGAAGCGCCCACUUUGCGCCUCCUGCUUCCGCCAGCCGUCCGCUCGCUGGCAGAUGCCGCACAAAAGGCGGCACGCGCUGCAGUCACCAGCGAGCAGAGCGCAGCUGUGCGAACGUGGGAGCGCAGCGAUCGGCCAGGCUCGUAUCCGAUCAAUGGUAGCGCGCAGGUACUGGCUGCGGAUGCCGCCCUCGACGAGCCAACUUCUUGCAUCGAGCGGCUGAGCCUCUCUUGUGGCAUCUUCUGGCCAGGGCAUCCAUACCUCUCCUGGUUCCGCGCUGUGCGUCAUCUGCGCCUCAUCGACUACGACGGGCAUCUGCUCUUGCCCCAUCUCCCGCCGCUGCUGCUCGCACUCCGCGCUCCUCUGCUCUCCCUGAGCAUGUCCUCGUCCAAGACGGCCGUGCUGCACUCCGACACUCUGAUCAACGCCGGCUGCUGGAAGGCACUUGAAAAGCUCGACAUCUACGCCGUGACGCCCGAGCCGCCGCUCGACAAGGCGCUGGCGUCGUGCCGCCACACACUUUCAGACCUGCGUCUCGUGCUCGACGUCAGCGGCGCUUUCACGAACUAUGAUGCGCUGUGGACGUCGCUGACCACGGCAUGGCGCUUUGAUCGCGUCGGUGACGCCCAGGAUUCGGGUGCGCCUGAGGCUGUCUUCCCUGCGCUGCGCAACCUGCAAGUCGAUCCCUUCCCGCAGCAGCACACGGCGCCCUCAUUCACCGACUUUGUGCGCGCGUGUCCGAACCUCGAGACCAUCAACGGGCAGGACGCCGUCACGCUGCGGCUCAAGGGUCUAGAGCUCGUCGACCCGGACCACAUCACAGGAGCGCUCGCCUUUUGA
Messenger RNA from Tilletiopsis washingtonensis, 1428 nucleotides. RefSeq lists its product as hypothetical. Lineage: Eukaryota; Fungi; Basidiomycota; Exobasidiomycetes; Entylomatales. The transcript is spliced from 2 exons. The record is from RefSeq and is a predicted model, not a curated record. Bases 1 to 1428 code for a protein of 475 amino acids.